CGAUUUAAACGUAAUUGAGUCAUUAAUCCAUCACUAUUGUAUUGAUGUUUACAGAAACCAUAUAUAUAGUUGGUGAAUGAUGUGAAACAAUUGCCCAAAAACUUUGUAUAAUUUUUCUUCGUGCACACAAGCUCUUCCAUUGAUUGUGUAGUGAUGGUUAGUGGAGAUUGCUGACAUUGGAAGAGUUGUUAAUGAAACAAAUAUGUUGCAGAUUGCUUUUCCUGAGUUGAAGGAAUUGAGCUUUAGAAGGGUGCCAAAAAUAACACAGAUUUGGGACAAGCAAUUGCUUCCCAAAAAAGCAGAGUCCUUUUGCCAGUUAACAAUUGUUAAGGUCUGGUUUUGUGACAAAUUGGUGAAUUUGGUCCCAUACAGUAUGCUCCAACAGUUACAGAAUCUGGAAGAACUUGAUAUAGCAGGUUGUCCAAAAAUGGAAGUAAUAGUCUCCAAGAAAGCAGAAAAAGAAGAAACCGCCAAAAAUAAUGUCAUUGUGUUCUCUCAACUAAAUAAACUGAAACUUGGAAAUAUGGAGAACCUUAGAAGUUUCUACAGCUGCUCUAGCCUAUCUGACGCACAACCCUUGUUUAAUCACCAGGUUGCAUUUCCUGCUUUGGUGUGGUUGGAUAUUCACAUGGUGGCAAACAUAACAGAAAUAUGGGGCAAUAAAUUAUUCCCGGCCAAGUCCUUUGAUCAACUGAAGGAGGUUACAGUCUGGAGUUGUUACAAACUCAUGAAUUUGGCCUCGUCCAACGUGCUCUCACAGUUGAAGAAUUUGCAAAAACUCACUAUCGAACAUUGUCGAAAGAUGGAAAUGUUAGUCUCAAUGAAUGGGGAAGAAGAACAAGAACAAGUCUUGUUCCCUCAAUUAUGGAAUUUGAAACUUAAAGGAUUGCAAAGUCUCAAAAGUUUUGCCAGUUCUAAAUUUGAAACAAAACCCUUCUUCGACUUUGAGGUACGAAUGUCCUUACCCUUUUCUUUUAGUGUUGACCGUCAAGGUCGGGACAAAAUAAAUUGA
Messenger RNA from Camellia sinensis, 1012 nucleotides. NCBI's taxonomy places the organism in Eukaryota, Viridiplantae, Streptophyta, Magnoliopsida, Ericales, Theaceae. The record is from RefSeq and is a predicted model, not a curated record.